Molecule: messenger RNA, 1548 nt
Organism: Owenia fusiformis
Lineage: Eukaryota; Metazoa; Annelida; Polychaeta; Sabellida; Oweniidae
Source: the annotation of a GenBank genome assembly
GCUAAGAUAAGACACCUGAACUGUCAUUGUGAUAUAUUAUGUUAAACAAUAAACAUAGUAUAAAGAUUUUUGAUGUCAUAAGAAAAUACCAGGUUGGAUUUUUCAAAUUAGCCAAUUGUUAUGAGAUCCUUGAGGUACAAUAUAAUAUACAUUGUGGGUGCAUUGCAGCUCAUAUGGCUAAUACUAUUCUUCAGAAGACACAUUAACUAUUACUUCAAACACAGGAUACCUGAUUCUCAAAGUACAUUCAGUCACAGACAUUACGGUACACUUGAGUCAAAGGAACAAUGGAAAAUAGAUAUGAAAGAAACCAGAAGUAUAAUGAACAACAAUGUUCAUACGAUUGACCAAUGGGAAGAUGACCCUAAGGCUAAUGAUAACACAGAAAGCCGUUUCAUUGAAGAUGAUGGUAAAUCUGCCUUAAAGGCUAAUUUCAAAAUAGACAAACAAGAAUCAAAUUCAAAGGACACUGAUUUAAAAGGUAAAUCUAUUGAGUUUAACAAAGAUAUCAUUGUUUAUAACAGACUAGCUAAAUGUGGAAGUACGACCUUGAUGAAAACAGUUGAGAAAUUCAGCAAUGUCACAUACAAGAAUGACCACAAUAGGUCCACAGGUCACUUCAAAGAACCUGACAUAGUGGACAUGGUCCAAUCAUUAACAACUCCAGCUUUCUAUGUGAGGCACUGUAAGUUCAUUAACUUUACAGAAUAUGGUUUCAAACAGCCAUUAUUUAUACAGAUGAUCAGGGACCCCAUAAAAAGAGCCAUUUCACACUUCUACUAUACAAAAUGGCACUUUCAUUUAAUGCGAGAUGAUGCGACUCUCGAUGACUGUUUACAGAUACAGCUUCAACAGAAUACCAGCUUUAAUAACUGUAACGUUGUAGCCAACUUCUCGUGGCAUAGUUUUUGCAGCGCUUCAGUCCUCAAGGAAGAUAGGUGUAGUAUUGCCCAUGUGAAAACCAUCAUGGAGAAGUAUUACUUGUUCAUAGGAAUCAUGGAACACUAUGAGGAAUCCACUGAAGCAUUAUCUAAAUUACUGCCACAUUUAUUUCCAAGUAAUGUGACAAGUGAACCAAAGAACUCUGCUCUUAAAUCCACAAAGCAUGAGAACCCUGUGCCGUCUGCCACCACUCUAGAGCUCCUUAGACAAACAUUGGCUAGUGAAUACAUCGUGUAUGACUUUGCCAAACAACUGUUUUAUGAUAAGCUAAAGAAACUUGGCAUAUUUAUUAAUUCAAAAGACACUUGAUCAUGCUAGACAAGCUUCUAGAGUCUUUAUCUUGAUCUGACAAGGCAUAGAAAUAAUACAAUAUGACUUAAUUUUAAUAGAAAUGAUCGUUACUUCGUUGGACACUGUAUACCAGGUCACAAACUCAAGCAACUCACUUUUAUUCUCGUACUGUAUAAAUUACUAUUGUAGUAUUGUAUUGUCAUUUCUAUUCUAGUACUGUAUAAAAUACUAUUGUAGUAUUGUAUUGUCAUUUCUACUCUAGUACUGUAUAAAAUACUAUUGUAGUAUUGUAUUGUCAUUUCUAUUCUAGUACUG